UCCAAAGCCACUAGUUUAUCGUUGAUUGCGGGCACUAGCCGCUGCAACCUACACCAGCACAAGAUUUCGCGCCGGAUCACGUGAAUUACAAAUCGCUCCCAAACGGUAACAGGGAAACAAUAAUGAAAGCAUCUCCUCGACUUCACCCAGCGUCUAUAUGAACUCAAUACCAAUCAUUCACUGAAUUGUUGGGUGUAAUCCGCCCGCUGGGUGACAUACUCGGAGAAAGUGCAACUAUCAAUCAAUGCUUCGGGUCGGCCACUCAUUUCGCUAUUUUCAAGUGAACUUUCGCCAAUGUCGGGCAUAUUCUCAGGGUAGCAGAUUAGGUAGCCGCCAGCAGGUAAAACUACGAAGGCCAUGGCUAAGGCGAUUCGCGACCGCUUGUCUCGUUUAUGGAGUCGCAACCCACCUAUACAUUAAUCUGUUGUACACGCAUUUUGAUAAGGAGAUCACACAUAGCUCCCUCGAAGACUCCGACUUGAAGAGGAAAGAUUCAAUUAAUGGCGACUCCGACGCUGAUUCCGAAGAAGAGCCAUCCUUUAUACCGCUGACAUGGCCUCGUCUCAAACCUGGCGAGCUUUACAAGGAUACCGAUGCAGAAUGGUUGACUUUUGUGAAAAUAUCAGAGGAUAAGGAACGUCUUCGGGCAUUGAGGGCCGAGCUUGCAGACAUUGUUCGCCAGCAAAUGUCCAAGUCACUACAUGGACGUCGCCUCUUUGGAACGCCGUUACAAGUUACUGAAAGCUGGCUGAUACCUCGCUUUCCAUAUCGUGCACCACCUCACUACGAACGAUUUGGCUUGGAAAUUUCAGACACCGAAAUUGCCCUGGUUUCGCAACCUGUCCUCCCACGAGAUGGUGAUCAGAUAUGGAAAAUUUUAUUCCCAUUCUCUGUCUCGUUGGCCGCGUUUCAUGCUUCUUUCUACCUGGGACAGAAGAAGAUACGGGAGAUGAAAGCCCUUCUUCGGGAUGAUGGGCACACAAACGACACUAUAAUGAGCAUAAAAGACUUGGAUCUACAAUCAGAUCUAAAAAGCCCCAAGAAUUUCAACUUGCCGAGCUUCUCUGAAUGGGAGAUUUUGAACUCCAACCCAACCGAAGAGAUUCAGGAAAAUAGCUCUUCUGCAGACGAGAAACCAGCUCGGAAUUACCCGUCUCACUUACCUUCCAGUAUUACCAUCUUACAAAACAUACCUCGUCCCGACCUUAAGCCGGGAUCUGACCUCCAUUUUGCACUCUCUGUUUUCAAGUUGUCUCUAUCGAGGUCCAGGCUUCUGCAUCGAAAAAUCCCUCAGCGAGGAGUGUUUUAUUUCAGUGGGCCUGUGGCCCUGCAUGGCCCGAAAGGUGAAUUUAGAGUAGAAGCUACUGGUGAAUACGAUCCGGCUCACAAGAAAUGGACUACUGUGCGAAUAUAUUGGAAGGAUAUUACUUUUUUUGCUCAGGAGGCCCUUGGGAACCAUAACUACGAUCAGGAUGACUGAACUACCCCCAAUAUAAGUCGUGUGAAAGAGAAAGGCAAUGCGUGUUGCAUGAAUUCAAAUUUUAUAACUCCUGUCUUUAUAGCGCUUCAUUCGUCGGGGAGAGUGCAUUAUUACCUAUAGAGAUUGUCGAUAAGCAUGGACCUGUACACCAAACCGAGACUUGACCGUUAUUUACAACGUGACUCCGAAUCUUUGAUGCAGCUUACUUGUGGGUCUAUGUUUAGGCGAUAAUUAUGUACCUUUAGAAAUACCCUGCUUGUCAGAAUUCAAGUAUUUAGAUGUUCCG
This is a messenger RNA of Talaromyces proteolyticus, 1766 nucleotides long. RefSeq lists its product as uncharacterized. The transcript has 4 exons. The coding region runs from base 245 to 1480 and encodes 411 amino acids. The record is from RefSeq and is a predicted model, not a curated record. Lineage: Eukaryota; Fungi; Ascomycota; Eurotiomycetes; Eurotiales; Trichocomaceae.